CCUUGGAUGUGUUGAACAGUUUAUUAUGAACGAGGUCCAUGGGAACGACACAAAACUGCAUCUCAUUAUCUGGUCGUGGACAAAAGAAUGUAUCUAUCGACGGAAACCACUGUGAAACUAACAUCUGGUCGUUUCCUUUCUCGAGGAACUUCUGAUGUGACAGGUAUUUCUAAGGUACAGAAACAACAGAAGUAUUUGAAGGGCAAAUCAUCCAUCAUUAGAUUUGGAGAAAUGGUAUCAGGUGCAGAUCUUUUCUUGUGGCUGUAUUUGGUGUGUUUGCGACACAUCACUGCUUCACGUGACCAAGUCAAGUUCUCACUGACAGGAGGUCAUUCAGGGCAGGUAUUCUAUGACCAUCUACUGAACAGGAAGAUGGCAAAAACGGCGCUGGAUUGUGCCCGCAAGUGCACUGGUCUACAGGGCUGUGUGGGGUACAAGUUUUACCCUGUUAACGGCACGUGUGACAUGAGAUCUUUCCUCGUGGAACAAGGAGCAGCGACGGACCAGGGAUUCACAUCGUACACGCGAUACAUCGAGGUGUACAACAUCGCCAUUGGCAAGACAGCUUCUUUGAGUUCCACUGUCUACCCCCAAUAUUCUCCACCAAAAGCUUUGUCUGGAGGAUGUUCCUGGAGUGCAUACAGUACCAAUCCCUGGUGGAAGGUGGACCUUGGUCAACCCUACAACAUCUACACCAUUCAAGUAACCACCUCAGAGUUUUGUUGUGCCUCGGAUCCCAUUGCAACCCUGGAAGUGGCGCUGGGAAAUGGCUGUCCGCCGUCGACUGCCUGCCCGGACACUUGCACCAAAACAUGGGGGCUCCUUGCACCUAGCAGUGUUCAGGAGUUCUCCUGUGCAUCGUUGUCCGGAUCCUACCAGUACGUUGAACUGAGGGUACCUGGUGAAUCUAAGAGGUUGAAAGUAUGCGACGUCAAGGUCAUUGGCAAUUAAACACAAUUAUUAAAACAGAGAUUACUGGCGUUAGAAUGCAUAUAUCCAUCAAGAUUCUGUCCUUUUACAUUAUAUUAAAAUUGCGCUUGUCGGCUAAACCUCUCGUACCCAUAGUAUCAGUCAUUCAUACUCCAGUCAGUUGCAGACAUGUCGAUGUUGUAUAUCAGAACUAUUAGACUUUGGAGUACAAUGUUUUCAGAAAUGUUUUGUCAGCAGCUCCCGUCAACUUUCUUAUUUAAACUUUUUUCGAAAACAUGUCAUAUUUCAAUGUGCUUACUGUCAAGAUUUUUUUCUAGGAUGACUGGGUACAAUCUACUCUCACAAUUCUUUUGCUUAAUAAAGGUCAGGUUUCGAAUUUCCUAUUCGUACAACAUAAUUUUAGAAUAUGUUAAUUUCUUAAGAAAUUUCAUUGAUGUAACAAAGAGGAAACACCUACUUGACACUGAACCUUUGUAAUCACGAAGAAGCAAAAGUGGAUCGUGUCUCAAAUAUGUUUAUCAAUUGUAUUGUAGGUUUUUUAGAUACAUGUAUAUCUGUUCCCGAAA
This is a messenger RNA of Haliotis rufescens (red abalone), 1496 nucleotides long. RefSeq lists its product as uncharacterized. Bases 88 to 951 code for a protein of 287 amino acids. The transcript is spliced from 4 exons. The record is from RefSeq and is a predicted model, not a curated record. NCBI's taxonomy places the organism in Eukaryota, Metazoa, Mollusca, Gastropoda, Lepetellida, Haliotidae.